AUGUCGGUGUGCAAGAUGAGAGAUGAAGCAGAUCGAGCACACCAUUUCCGCAUCUGCGGAUGCUCUCGAACUUCUAGGAUGCUCCGUGAGUGCUCUGAGCGGCUCUUGUCGCCCGGAACGCGCACCACGUUGGCAGCCAGCAGCACAGGCAUCACCCCACGAGGUUUGCGCCGUUCCCCGUGGUCUCUGUCCUCCGACAGAACUGCGCCUUCUGCGCCUCUGAGCUCGCGACAAGUGCCAGGGACCUCCAAGAGCUCGUCUCAGUCACGGCUACAGACUGACAAGAUCUCGCCUUCGCCGAAAGCUCCCCAGAACCGGAGAUGCCAGAGCACGUCAGCACUGGAGGUGGCACAUGACCAAGGGUAUACCUGGCCCGCGGCCGCGCAGUGCUGGAAGGUCCUUGAGCUGAUGGCACCCAUGAGGGCUGCCAUAGAAGCCACGACGGAGGCAAACCCGGCAAGGCAGGGCACCUCGGUGGCCCAGCCGGAGGCCGCCGAGGUGGAGAAGCUGCGCCAGCAUUGUGCUGUCAUGACGGCAGCUGUUGCGGAGCUACAGCAGGUGCUGAGCCAAGAUACCAGGCGCGACGGGGGAUGGGCCAAGAUCUUGCAAUGGCGUGAUCAGGAGCCCACGAAAAACAGCCACACACCCGACCACAAAGUCCGCGCAUGCCCUAAGGCCGAAGACAGAAAGAAGUUCGGGGGCGCCCCAAUCCGAACAGUGUCGAAGUUCCCGUCAUCGUUACGCCGUGCCCAGAGCUACUGCGUGGAACCGCACUCCGAGACUUGCCAAAAGCUGAAGGACGAGGUCGCUAGCCUGGAGGGCCAAGGUGCCAGAGCUGACGACUUGGAGGAGGUCGCCGCCUCGCUUCGGCGGCGUGUGGCGGAGCUUCGGGCGGAAGAGGCCAAAGCUGCAGCUCUCCGAAACGAAUGUCGUGAGCUCCGCUUUCAGAUUGCCGAGCUGGUUGCUUCCGUGGUCGACGGUGCGCCCUCCUCUCGAGCGGUCAGUAGUCGCUGA
Molecule: messenger RNA, 1014 nt
Organism: Symbiodinium sp. CCMP2592
Lineage: Eukaryota; Dinophyceae; Suessiales; Symbiodiniaceae
Source: the annotation of a GenBank genome assembly